AUGACGGUUACUAGGAAGAAACAACCUAUCCCCAUUAUCUAUCAUCUUGACCUGUUUCCUAUCAAUAAAGUACAAGAAGAAAAAGAUCUCGGUGUACUAAUGACCAGUAACCUAUCAUGGGAUUCCCACAUCCAAAGAAUAUCUGCGAAAGCUAAUAGAAUGCUCGGGCUACUGAAAAGAACCUGCCCUCUCUUGACUCAAGUGCAUGUCAGGAGAACUCUGCAUUUGGCCCUUGUCAAAUCACAAGUAUGCUACGCAAGUGAAGUCUGGUCUCCUCACCAAAGUAACCUGAAAAUCAAAUUAGAGCAAAUACAAAGGCGUGCUACUAGAUGGAUCCUGAAG
This is a messenger RNA of Paramuricea clavata, 342 nucleotides long. Lineage: Eukaryota; Metazoa; Cnidaria; Anthozoa; Malacalcyonacea; Plexauridae. The record is from the annotation of a GenBank genome assembly.